AGUCAGCAUGUUUAAAAAAUCUGGAUCUAAUUCCAAAGAAUUUUAUUACUAAAACCUCUGUCAUUGAAGAACUUUUGUUGAUCCUUCGUAGACUUGAAAAUCCGAAGUAUCCACAUGAUAAAAAUUCUGACAUAUACAGUAUUAGUGUGCUUAGUUCGCAUGAAAAACCAAUCGCAAAAACACCUAAACGAUAUAUUGAUCUUUAUUCUUUGAACCAAAUAAAAUUCUUCAAUGACAGAAAUGUUUCAGCAAUUAAAUUCUUUGAAGUUGGAUCCCAGAUUUUUAAGCAUGCUAACUCUAAAAUGAUGGUACAAUUUACUCAGUAUUGGGAUUAG
Molecule: messenger RNA, 335 nt
Organism: Racocetra persica
Lineage: Eukaryota; Fungi; Glomeromycota; Glomeromycetes; Diversisporales; Gigasporaceae
Source: the annotation of a GenBank genome assembly